This is a messenger RNA of Rubroshorea leprosula, 3024 nucleotides long. The record is from the annotation of a GenBank genome assembly. Lineage: Eukaryota; Viridiplantae; Streptophyta; Magnoliopsida; Malvales; Dipterocarpaceae.
AUGGGCAUGUUGUGGAUGUAUAUGUGCUUGGGCGAAGGGAUAAUGGGGGAAGCGUUUCGGUUUUGUUCGUAUGGCCGGAGUGCAGUCAGAGAAAGAAUUGGAGAGGAGGUUUAAUGAUUUCUGGAUUGGAUCAUAUAAGGUCAGGGUGAAGGUUGCUGAUGAGAAUAGAAGAUCAGGUAUGGGAGUGCGAGAGGGACAAAGGGUGGCUAAGGAACGUCAGCCAAGGAGCAGGAUGGAUAGACUUGUUCAACCGGGUCAAUCAUAUGCACAAGUAGUGGUGGGCAUUCGAUCAGAAAUUAAGGAGCGUUCUGCUCAUGCUAGGAGAGUGGGUGAGAUGGAUGUGCAGGUUAUGCAGAAGGAGGCGGAAGAGGUUAGCUGGCUUGAAGGAAGUAUGGUGGCAGUGGUUAGGUCGGUAGCAUCGAUAACCAGUAUUCAAGAGAGGAUAGCUGUGGAUGGGGGGGUGAUCACGGUAUCUCUAUUGGGAGGAAGGCGAGUGUUAUUAACGGAACAUGAAGUAGUAUCUAGAAUUGUUAAACUGAAAGUGGAUGACCAGCUGUAUUCGGUAGGGGUGGCAGAGGAGGAAUGGCGCUCCGAUCCUGACUUCUGGCUGACGAACGACGACUGGGAGACCGAAACAGAAUUGGAAUCCGACUAUUCUUCGUUGCAAAACAGAAAUGAGGAUUAUGACUUGAUUUUGGCCGAAAAUGGAGGGGGGAAUGAGGAGAAUUUUAAUGAUGAGAAUCUGUUAGAGAAGGAAGGCGUUUUGAAUUUUAAAAGUAACUCUGCAAUGGAAACUGAUGCAAAGGAGUGUUCGAAAACAGAAGCUGAUGACGAUGAUGAAUGUGGUGGGCCUACUAAAGCCACUAUAGUAGAUGAGGAUGGCACGACCUCUGUUCAGCUUUUGGAAAACAAGAGCUUCACGGGUAGAAGAAGGAAGCAGAUCGGGGAAUCCUAUUCACAAAAAAUGGUAGAAAUUGAGGAUAAUAGAACUUCGUGGGUUACAACAAGAUCAAAGCAGCGACAAAAAAGGUGGAAGCAAGCUCAACAAAAGGCAUUGGUGAAGGUAUGUGGUAGUUUUUUCUUUCAAAUGGGAUUGGGGGGAGUGUUGAAGAGGAAGGAGGUAAGGAAAGAGAGACCUGAUUUUUUGUUGUUGCAGGAAACUAAAUUGCAAAGGGUUGAUGGGAUUUUGUGUAGGGGGUUGUGGUAUUCAGAUGGCUGUGAUUGGGCUAUGAUGGAGUCGUUGGGUGCUUCUGGAGGUUUGCUUUGUAUCUGGGAUAAAGUUAAAUUUGUCAAGUUAGGAGAGUUUACUGGGGAUGGCUUUUUGGUCAUUAAAUGGGUUUGGGGUCCGAAGAAGGUGUUGUGCUAUUUUGUGAAUGUUUAUGCUCCGCAAGAUAGGCACACUAAGGUCAGAUUAUGGGAGGAGUUGGGUAAGAUGGUUAUGGAAAAGGGUGGACGCUGGUUGAUUGCAGGACUAAUUGAUAUCAUACUAGCAAAUAGGCGUUUUACAUGGUGCCGUCCGGAUGGCUCUUCUAUGAGUCGAUUGGAUAGAUUUUUUAUGACGGAGGAGAUGUAUGAAAUGGGGAACGAGUGGAUGCAGAAGGGGAUGCAAAAGAUUGUGCCAGAUCAUUGGCUGUUAUCUUGCAUACAACAAGGCUGGAAUAGGGAAGUGUUUGGGAAUGUUGAUGCUCAAUUUGAAAAAGUAACAAAUAUGGUGGAUCAGUUGGACAUGAAGAAUGAAGAUUUUGACUUGGAAGAGUUUGAGUUGAGUCAACGACAAGAGGGAGUGCAGGAAAUGUGGGAUAUUUUGAGAAAAAGAGAGGUUAUAUGGAGGCAAAAAUCGAGAAGCAACUGGGUGAAGUUGGGUGAUGCAAACACUAGAUUUUUCCAUAAAGUUGCGAAUGGUAGAAAGGCACAGAAUAAUAUAAUGGGCCUCAUUUGUGAUGGUCGUUGGGUGGAGGAGCCGGAUUUGGUUAAAAGGGAGAUUGCCAAAUAUUUUUCUAGGUUGUUUCAAGGUGACUUAUGGAACAGACCUAAGUCGACUGGGAUAUGUUUACAACAGAUUUCUGAGGAGAGGAAAGUGUGGUUGGAGAGACCAUUUUCAACUGAAGAGAUUGAAGAACGGUUAAGGAGCUGUGAGGGCACUAAGGCACUGGGGCCUGAUGGGUAUAAUUUCAAUUUCAUCAAAUUCGCUUGGAGUACUUUAAAGGAAGAUUUUGUCAACUUCUUCAAUGAAUUUUAUCAAAAUGGCAAGUUAGUAAAAGGUAUAAAUUCUUCCUUUUUGACUUUAAUUCCAAAGAAGCAUAAUCCUACAGAGUUGAAGGAUUAUUGUCCUAUUAGUCUGAUUGGGUGUGACUAUAAAUUGUUGGCAAAGGUGUUAGCUAAUAGACUUAAAUUGGUGAUGCCAGAGAUUAUUAGUGAAACUCAAUCUGCUUUCUUGGGGGGUCGUCAAUUGAUAGAUGAUGUUUUAGCUUUGAAUGAAGUUGUGGAUGAAGUGAAGAAGAGUAAAUAGCAAGCUUUUGUUUUCAAAGCAGAUUUCGAAAAAGCUUAUGAUUGUGUUGAUUGGUCGUUUUUGGAUUGGAUGAUGGAACAAUUUGGUUUUGGCGUUAGGUGGCGAGGUUGGAUUAAGGAGUGUUUAUCGACAGCAAAGGUUUCAGUUUUAGUCAAUGGUAGUCCGACUGAGGAGUUUGGGGUUGGAAACGGUUUAAGGCAAGGUGAUCCUUUGUCUCCUUUUCUUUUUUUGAUGGUUGGGGAAGGAUUACAUGGAUUACUCAAAAAAGCUGAAUCGGAAGGUUUGUUUAGAGGUGUUUCUAUAGGGAGAAGGGGUUUGGUUAUAUCUUUACUUCAAUUUGUGGAUGAUACGGUGAUUUUGGGUAAAGUUGAUGCGGAGAAUAUUUUCGUGGUUAAAAUCGUGCUACUAUGGUUUGACUUGAUGUCGAGGCUACGGAUUAAUUUCAGUAAAAGCAAUGUUUAUGGAUUUAAUGUCUCGUCGAGAUGGUUAAAUGGGGUAGCAUGGUCUUUGCAGUG